AUGAGAAGAGUGUUUGUGCUAGAGCAAUCUGCUUGCAAGGAAAUUAUCCGCUUCAACUGCCCGGGGCAACUCGAACGGCCACACGCACACACGCAAAGGAGCUGUUCCACUCACGUCCCGAUCCCACCCUCACCCGCUUACUGUUCCCCGUUCCCGCUUCUCUUCCCUCUUCUCUCAUCCCUCGGCGGUGGCGGCGGCAGCGGUGAUAGUCAAUCAAUAGCUCUUAAGCGAACACACGCACACGCACACCUCUCCCUCCUACAAACACACGCGGAAAGACGCGACUCCUCAUCCUACUCGUUGAUUAAUUAUCGCCAUGGGAGUUUCUCUCCCGGCACGAGAAUAAGGAGCCUAAUUUGGCUCUGGCUUAAGGAAACACCACUGCUGCUGCCGCUUCUGCGCACGGAUCGGGCCAGGUCGACUAGGCACUUCCAGUCCGAGUUAAUGCACCUUCUGCAUCCUACGGAACGUCACCAUGGCCUGAUGGGCGCCAAGAUGGAGGGGAAGGGGCAAGGGGGCCGAAAACGGGGUAAAGUUGUUGAUGGGGCGGACGAGAAGGCGGCAGCCCGACUAGCGAAACCGUCCGCCCACUUGCACGCACGCACGCACGCACACGCGUGUGCCAACGACCACCCCGAAGGAGGCUUACCAACCUCCGCUAGGACCCAGUCCCUCCUCCUCCUCCUCCUCCUCCUCCUUUGCUAUACCCCGCUUCGUUCCCUCUAA
Molecule: messenger RNA, 726 nt
Organism: Echinococcus granulosus
Lineage: Eukaryota; Metazoa; Platyhelminthes; Cestoda; Cyclophyllidea; Taeniidae
Exons: 3
Coding region: 1-726 (241 amino acids)
Source: RefSeq, a predicted model, not a curated record